Erinaceus europaeus (western European hedgehog) is the source of this 1046-nucleotide messenger RNA. Its product is annotated as olfactory receptor 10S1. Gene Ontology annotation, biological process: G protein-coupled receptor signaling pathway. Gene Ontology annotation, cellular component: membrane. The transcript has a single exon. The record is from RefSeq and is a predicted model, not a curated record. Gene Ontology annotation, molecular function: olfactory receptor activity; G protein-coupled receptor activity. NCBI's taxonomy places the organism in Eukaryota, Metazoa, Chordata, Mammalia, Eulipotyphla, Erinaceidae. Bases 1 to 963 code for a protein of 320 amino acids.
AUGAAGAAAGAAUAUACCAACCAGACUGCUGUGAGCUACUUCCUCCUAGACAGACUGAUGUACACAGCUGAAUAUCCCAGCCUCUUUUUCUUCCUCCUCUUCCUCAUCUACAGCAUCACAGUGACUGGGAAUAUCCUCAUUCUCCUAACUGUGGGCAUAGACCAGCACCUCUCUUCACCCAUGUACCACUUUCUGGGACACCUCUCCUUCCUGGAUGCUUGUCUGUCUACAGUGACCGUGCCCAAGGUCAUGGCUGGCCUUCUAACACUGGAUGACAGGGUGAUCUCCUUCAAGGGCUGUGCAGUCCAGUUGUACUGCUUCCACUUCCUGGCCAGCACCGAGUGCUUCCUGUACACAGUCAUGGCCUAUGACCGCUACCUGGCCAUCUGCCAGCCCCUGCGCUACCCGGUGGCCAUGAGCCGGCAAAUGUGUGUCAGGCUGGCGGGGCUCCCGUGGGUCACCGGCGCUGCGCACUCUGCAGUCCACACCUCCCUCACCUUCCGCCUGCACUACUGUGGGCCCCAUCACAUCGCCUACUUCUUCUGUGACAUCCCCCCUGUGCUGAAGCUGGCCUGCUCAGACACCAGCUUGAACGAGCUUGUCGUUCUGGUCAACAUCGGGGUUGUGGCCGGGGGGUGCCUGGCCCUCAUCAUCAUGUCCUACGUCUUCAUUGUGGCCGCUGUGCUGCGCAUCCGCACCGCAGAGGGCCGCCGCCGCGCCUUCUCCACCUGCUCCUCGCACCUCACCGUGGUGCUGCUCUACUACGUGCCACCCGUCUGCAUCUACCUGCAGCCUCGCUCCAGCGGGCCGGGAGCCGGGGCCCCUGCCGUCUUCUAUGCCAUGGUCACACCCAUGCUCAACCCUUUCAUCUACACCCUGCGCAACAAGGAGGUGAAGCGCGCUCUGAGCAGACUUCUGUGUCCUGGCUCCAGAGAGCCUCCCGCGGGCAGCCCGCCCCUCUGAGCAAGCUGGCCGCCUCUUCCUGCGCCUGCCAGGCCAGCACCUCUGCCCAGAUCAAAGUCAGGAGGGGAAAGCUCUCCACAACA